Messenger RNA from Schizophyllum commune H4-8, 1359 nucleotides. RefSeq lists its product as uncharacterized. The record is from RefSeq and is a predicted model, not a curated record. Gene Ontology annotation, molecular function: GTPase activity. The coding region runs from base 85 to 1143 and encodes 352 amino acids. Lineage: Eukaryota; Fungi; Basidiomycota; Agaricomycetes; Agaricales; Schizophyllaceae. The transcript has 6 exons.
ACGCGAUCAAUGUCAGCUCUGGAUUCCGAGCCCUCGUCGGCGGCGGCGGCGCCCAAGAAGCCAGUCGCCAUCAUAACUAUCGGAAUGGCCGGCGCGGGCAAAUCAACCUUCGUUCAGCGCAUCAACUCGUACUUGCACACUCAGUCGACGCCGCCAUACGUCCUGAACCUCGAUCCCGCUGUAUCCUAUGUCCCCUUCGAACCGAACAUCGAUAUUAGAGAUACGAUAAACUACCAGGAAGUAAUGAAGCAAUAUAAUCUAGGGCCGAACGGAGGGAUCUUGACCGCGCUCAACCUCUUUACGACGAAGUUUGACCAGGUGCUGGGCUUGAUGGAGAAGCGCGCGGAUACGGUUGACCACUUCAUCCUCGACACACCAGGACAGAUCGAGAUAUUCACCUGGUCUGCCUCUGGCGCCAUUAUCACCGAUGCUGUCGCCUCCACCUUCCCCACUGUUGUUGCAUACAUCAUCGACACCCCGCGAACAACCGCGCCCGCGACAUUCAUGUCGAACAUGCUCUAUGCGUGCAGCAUCCUCUACAAAACCAAACUCCCCUUCAUCCUCGUUUUCAACAAGACCGACGUCACCCCGCACGACUUUGCGCUUGAGUGGAUGCACGAUUUCGAGGCCUUCCAGGCCGCGCUCGCUAGCCACGGCGGCACGACGGACGCGGAUGGGGAGCCGACGUAUAUGAACAGCCUAAUGAACAGCAUGAGCUUGGUCUUGGACGAGUUCUAUAAGCACCUGAAGGCCGUCGGCGUCUCAUCCAUGACCGGCGACGGCGUCGACAAGUUCUUCGAAGCCGUCGAGGCCUCGCGCGAAGAAUACGAGAAGGACUACCUCCCCUCCAUCCUCGCCGCGCGCAAGGCGCGCGAAGAAACUCUGCAAGCCGCAAAAACGAACUCGAUGAACCGGCUGAUGAAGGACCUGGCGGUGGAUCGGGAGACGAAGCCGGGCUUUGCGGAGCAGGAUCGGUGGAACGCGGACGCGGAGGACGAGGGCUUUGACGACGAUGCGGACGAGGAUCCGGAUAUCAACUUCAUUGAUAAGACCGACGGCGACUGGUCCGGCCAGUACAUCGACGUCACGCGCAUGCCCGCGCACUCGUCGGAUAAGGGAACGAAUUGGCCAAGGCCGAUGUAAGUGAGCGAGAUGAGGGAGAGGUUGAGCGAGGGAGAUGAGGGCGAGGGCGAGCGAGCGAGCGUCGGGCGGAGUGGGCGGUGCGUAGGAGAGAGCCUCCAACGCGAGCCGCGCUGGCAAUGUGCGCAAAAAAUGUACUUUACUCACUUCCAUAUCUGUAUCUCUAGACAUAGCGUAUCGAAGGCAUCGGCAGCCAUUGCACGAUCACUCUUCCUGGCC